AUGGUGGAUGCUGGUGUUAAUGAGUGCAAUAACACCAUAAAUGGAAGGAACCAAUUUGUGUUUCUCGUAUUUGUGCAUUUACUUCUCAUUGGACUGAAUGGAACAAAUGCACAAAACCGAGCACCCCGCAUCAAGGAACACCCUUCAAACACAGUGUCGGGGCGCAGUGAGCCUGCGACCUUAAGAUGCGUAGUGGAAGGUAGACCUAAACCUCAUGUGCAAUGGUAUAAGGACGGAUCUCCUUUACCACCAGCUGAAGAUGGACAUAGGGUCCUGUUGGAAGAUGGACUACUAUUUUUAAGGGUGAACCGUGGUAAAAAGGAGAGCGACGAAGGCAUAUACUGGUGCGUGGCACGCAACUUGGCUGGCGAAGCCGUCAGUCACAAUGCCUCGCUUAACGUCGCCGUUCUACGUGAUGAAUUUCGAGCAGAGCCAAGAGAUGUUCGUGUGGCUGCUGGAGAACCAGCUUUAUUGGAAUGCUCACCCCCUCGAGGGGUUCCAGAACCUUCGGUUCACUGGCUCAAAGAUGAACAAUCAUAUGACGUUGAAGUUAAUGGCAGGGUAACAGUAACUGAUACAGGAAACUUAAAGAUCUUAGAAACGUUACCAACAGACAGCGGUUUGUUUAGGUGUGUGGCAUCAAACAUCGCCGGUGAAAGGCAAUCGCGAGCCGCAGAACUAACUGUUUUAAGACGACCUCACUUUGUUGUUAAACCUAGUAACGUAACAGCUUUGGUUGGGCAAACUGUGGAGUUUAACUGUCAGAGUUAUGAUGCGAGUGUAAAAAUAUCAUGGGUGAAAGAAGACGGCUCGUUGCCUUCCCAUGCAACAAUAAUCCGAGGGCUAUUAAGACUGGAGCAUGUGUCCGCUACAGACGCCGGCGUCUAUUCCUGCCGCGCCGACAGUCACGCUGGCACGAGUAUCACCAGCGCCACACUCACAGUUUACUCCUUACCACACUUCACGCAAAUACCGUCCAAUCUGACCGCAUGGGAGGGCGAUGUGGUUUCCAUUCCAUGUGAAGCUAAAGGCUUACCUACACCAACGACCUUUUGGAUUCUCGAGGGGAUUCAAGAUUCUUUACUUUUCCCGGAAUGUACGAAAAGUAAUACGAGCUUAUUAUAUUUGGAUGGGGCGCGGUCUGAACACAGUGGGCGAGUGAUUUGCACAGCUGUCAACGCAGCUGGUAGUAUUAUGCAAGAGGCUUAUCUUAAAGUGUUAAAAAAAGGAAACAAUGAACUAAAAGAACCUUCUUUGGAUCGUGAAUAUAACGUAGAUUAUGAACGUCAGACGCGCAUGACGCAAUAUGAGCUUGUUCAAGCAAGGAAAUAUUUGCAACAAAAUGUGUUAGUUCUGAGAAGGGUAGAGGCAUUAUCGUCCACGUCUUUAAAGGUUGUUUGGGAUGUUUUAACCGACUACAAUGAGUAUUUGGAAGGUGUAAAGAUAUGGUACAAUGGAACAACACUCAAUUGGCGUAAUGCAACUGAUGACGAAAUUACUUUAUUAAAUCCGGCGCAUCCCGACGUCCUGUGCUCAAACGGAUCCUUGAUGAACAUUGACAAUAGUGGAUCAUCAAGUUAUAUACUCACGGGCUUGAUGGCUUAUACCCAGUACGAUAUAUUCUUGAUGCCGUUUUACAAGAUGUUGCUUGGUAAGCCAUCAAAUUUGAUGACGGGGUAUACGGACGAGGAUGUACCUUCUGCGCCGCCCCAAAGCGUUACGGCGGGUGUAAUAAACGCAACAUCGGCGUGGAUACGAUGGGAACCGCCACCUGUGAGCACGUGGAACGGUGAACUCACCGGGUACUUGAUCGAAAUCCGCGUGGGUGGUAGUACUGGAGGUCGCGUGGUUGGUCAGAUGUCGCUAGGAGCUCGCACCCGCGCGGCCGUGGCUAGCUCCCUUCGGUCUGGCGGCCGGUACAGCGCACGCGCCGCCGCUGUCACGCGACGCGGACACGGACCGUUCAGCGCGCCCGCGCACAUACACAUGCUACCCACGCAGUCACAAAGACACUACGUCCAGACUGAACCACCAAAAGAUUCCAACAUAACGCAUAUAUUUCAAGAAACGUGGCUCCUAGCUCUCGGCCUAACAUUAUUCUCUGUGAUUGCUAUCGGAGUGUUCAGCGUUUAUUACGUCAAGCGCCGAAAUAACAUUCAAAGGAAGAAAUCUACUGGUCAGUCAAUUGUAACAGCUCAACAAUGCCUAUUGAAUAAAGACACUAUUUGGUUGAGAGAGCGGCCAGUAUUCGCCGCUCCGAACGAUCCAACUCUAGACGUGAGCAGCUGUCAUCAAAGUCUGCUUCAUGGUGGGCAAUCAACAAGUAUUCUAAGUGUCGAGCCUGAAUACAGUCUGCCUCAGAAUUCCAUUCGCGGACCACCGGAACCUUACGCGUCCAGCGCAAUUUACACAGAACUCAAUUUCAAGGACAAUAAUGAAAUUGGAGACUUGAGAAAUUGUCCAGAAAGGCGAUCUCAUAACAAUAGCAUUGUGAGGUCGUGUAAUGGAAGUAUUCAAUAUUCGAACGGAGAAUGUUCAACGUGUUGCCAUAGCACGUCUAGUAGAUCAACUAAGGACUAUAGAGAACCGAGGCAUGAGAACGCACAUAAUGACAUUAAUGUCUUAGAGGACGACUGUGCUUCUUGUCAUACAAAUAGGUCCGGAUCAAGGAGUCGACAAGACAAAAGCAAAGUGUGUCCGGCGAGUGAUUUAGAGUAUGACUAUCCGCAGUGGCACUGGCUGGGCAGGGAGAACAGUUUCAAAAUUCCCAUUCAGACGAGUAGACAUUCGAAUGUAGCGAGGUCGGAGCAGGGCUGUCAAAUAAAUCUGUGUGAUAUACUGCCGCCACCGCCGUAUGAGAGUCCUGAAAAUAAGACCGUGUAUGGAACUCCAAACAAUUAG
Spodoptera littoralis (African cotton leafworm) is the source of this 2901-nucleotide messenger RNA. The record is from the annotation of a GenBank genome assembly. Lineage: Eukaryota; Metazoa; Arthropoda; Insecta; Lepidoptera; Noctuidae.